GCCAUGGUUUCAUCUCAAAAUGGAGGAAGCAGCAGCUGCAGGCAUAGUGAUCACAUUUGGUCUGAUCAUAUGGGCAUUGAAGGUGGUGAACUGGUUGUGGCUGAGGCCGAAGAAGAUAGAGAAGUUGCUAAGAGAGCAAGGUCUCAAAGGAAAUCCAUACAGGAUUCUGAUCGGUGACUUGAAGGAUUUUGUCAAGAUGCAAAAGGAUGCCGGAUCCAAACCAAUGAGUUUCUCUCAUGAAAUAGUGUCUCGUGUGUCUCCCUAUGUCAAACUCACUGUUGACAAACACGGAAAGAAUUCUUUUAUCUGGUUUGGACCAACACCGUGGGUGAUCCUCACAGAUCCUGAAUUAAUAAAAAACGUGUUAAACAAGAUCCAUGACUUCCCAAAGCCUGAUACUAAUCCGAUUUUAAAGUUACUAGCUACAGGUCUUGUAACCCAUGAAGGAGAAAAAUGGAGCAGGCAUAGAAGGAUAAUUAACCCUUCAUUCAAUAUAGAAAAAUUGAAGAUCAUGUUACCAAUAUUCUUCAAAAGCUGCAAUGAUCUAAUUAGCAAAUGGGAAGGAAUGUUGUCGUCAGAUGGAUCAUGCGAAAUGGAUGUAUGGCCUUUCCUUCAGAAUUUUGCCAGCGAUGUUAUUUCUCGGACAGCAUUUGGAAGUAGUUAUGAAGAAGGCAGAAGAAUAUUCCAACUUCAAAAAGAGCAAGCUGAACUUACAAUGAAAGUUAUGGUGAAAGCUUACAUCCCUGGAUGGAGGUUUCUACCUACUACUAUUCAUCGGAGGAUGAAGGAAAUCUGCACAGAUGUAAAUGCUUCCCUUAAGGAUAUCAUUGAAAAGAGGGAGAGAGCACUAAAUGCGGGUGAAGCCAGUAAGAACAACUUGUUAGAUAUUCUUCUGGAGUCAAAUCGCAAGGAAAUUCAAGAACAUGGAAACAACAAGAAUGUUGGAAUGAAUCUUGAAGACAUAAUUGAAGAAUGCAAGCUAUUCUACUUUGCAGGGCAGGAGACCACUUCAGUUUUGCUUGUUUGGACGAUGGUGUUACUAAGUAGGUACCCGGAUUGGCAAGCACGCGCAAGGGAGGAAGUAUUAAGAGUAUUUGGUAAUCAAAAACCAGAUUUUGAUGGUCUAAGUCAACUUAAGAUUGUCACCAUGAUUUUGUAUGAGGUUCUUAGGUUAUACCCACCAGCAGUGGGGCUAGUCCGAAAUGUUCACAAAGAUGUGAAACUUGGAAACCUAGCAUUACCUGCUGGAGUGCAGGUUUAUUUACCACCAGUUUUGGUUCACCAUGAUUGUGAGCUAUGGGGUGAUGAUGCAAAAGAGUUCAAUCCUGAGAGAUUUUCUGAAGGAGUUGUAAAAGCAACAAAAGGAAGAGUUUCAUUCUUUCCUUUUGGAUGGGGUCCUAGAAUAUGUAUUGGACAAAACUUUUCCAUGUUGGAAGCAAGGAUGGCCUUGACAGUGAUUUUACAACAUUUCUCAUUUGAACUUUCUCCUGCCUAUGCUCAUGCUCCAUCUACGGUAAUGACUCUUCAACCUCAAUAUGGCGCUCAUAUCAUUCUGCGUAAAGUGGGUACAUAAAAUAUAGGGAAAAUUGCUUUUACCUUCCGAGAUUUGUCAAUAUUGCACUAAUCUCCCCUCUAUUUUACCAAAUACAUUGGCCUCCUUCACAUAUCAUUUAGAAUAACAGAAUGAUGUUUAGUGUUAUAAUAAAUCUUAUGGGAGGUCAAUGCAAUAAUGAUAAACAUCGGAGGAGGUCAGUGGAAUGUUUCCAAAAGGUGAUUUGUGUUUGCUUAAAUAAUAGAUGAGAUGUUAGUGCAAUAAUGACAAACAUCAGGGGAUGGGGUGUCAGUAUAAUUUACCCUAAAAUAUAAUAAUGAGCCCUUAUUGUAUGACUUUUAUUAUAGUACUGUUGGAAAGCUUGUAAUAUAAGUAAUCUCUUCUAGACACUAUUGUAUGUUUGCUUUCAUUUACACUGCUAUACUGGUUAUUUUAAUUGCAUAUUUCUUGAA
Molecule: messenger RNA, 2004 nt
Organism: Lotus japonicus
Lineage: Eukaryota; Viridiplantae; Streptophyta; Magnoliopsida; Fabales; Fabaceae
Product: cytochrome P450 72A68-like
Exons: 5
Coding region: 20-1573 (517 amino acids)
Molecular function (GO): iron ion binding; oxidoreductase activity, acting on paired donors, with incorporation or reduction of molecular oxygen; monooxygenase activity
Source: RefSeq, a predicted model, not a curated record